CAAAACCACCCUCCACUCCCACGCACACGACCGAUAAGUCGAGAACCAUGUCAUCUGUUGCGGCGGGUCUCUUCAAAUCACUUCCCAAGCCUAAGUAUACAGGCGAAGAUGAAGAGGUGCCUGCCCACGCCCAGCCACGCGGGCCUCGCGUGGUUGGGCCUGGCUCUCUUGACGAGUCGCAGAUUAUCCUAAAGAAAUCUGGGCCCCCUCCGUAUGGCAACCGAGCGGGAUGGCGACCUCGUGGGCCCGAAGACUUCGGCGACGGAGGCGCGUUUCCAGAGAUUCUCGUCGCGCAGUACCCCCUAGACAUGGGCCGCAAGGGCGCUCAGUCGACAUCCAAUGCGCUUGCCGUUCAAGUUGACUCUGAGGGGAAAGUGAAGUACGAUGCGAUUGCUCGACGCGGACAUAGCGACAAUCACAUUGUUCAUGCCUCGUUCAAAGACCUCAUCCCGCUGCGACAGCGGGUCGAUAUGGGCGAGCUCUCACUCGACCGGCCAUCUGGGGAGGAAGUUGCCGCUCAGAUGGAAAAGACAAAGGAGGCGCUGGAAAAACUGGUUACUGGAGCCGUGGCUGCUCAGAAACCCAAAAAUGUUCGAGGCGGCCAGCGAUCGGAUCCUACAUUUGUGCGCUACACGCCAGCAAAUCAAAUGGGAGAUACUAGCAAGAAGAAUGAUCGUAUCAUUAAGAUUAUGGAGCGACAGCAGGAUCCUAUGGAACCGCCUAAAUUCAAACACAAGAAGAUUCCGCGUGGACCCCCGUCACCACCGCCGCCGGUGAUGCACUCUCCGCCACGGAAGUUGACUGCCGAAGAUCAAGAAGCUUGGAAGAUCCCACCGCCUGUUUCCAACUGGAAGAAUCCCAAGGGUUACACUGUUCCGCUGGACAAGCGUUUAGCAGCAGAUGGGCGAGGUUUACAGGAUGUCACAAUCAACGACAAGUUUGCACAGUUCGCCGAGGCCCUAUUCACCGCCGACCGACAUGCCCGAGAGGAAGUGCGACAGCGAGCACAGAUGCAGCAGAAGCUGGCCGAGAAGGAGAAGGCUCAAAAGGAAGAUCAUCUACGACAGCUGGCACAAAAGGCUCGCGAACAGCGGUCCGUGGCGAGCUCCAGCCGUGCUCGGUCCGUCAGCGGAAGUCGCAGUCCGUCGCCUAAAACAUCGCGAUCAGUUACGCCCAGUGACGACGAGGAGAAGGCCGUGCGAGAUCGUGAAGAUGCUCGCCGUGAGCGCAGACAGGAAGCUGAGCGGCAGCUGCGGCAGUCGCGCAUGGGCACGGAGCGACGCAUUCAGAUGAUGGCACGAGAGCAGAACCGAGACAUUUCUGAAAAGGUCGCUUUGGGCUUGGCAAAACCUACGCAAAGCAACGAGUCGAUGUACGACUCGCGAUUGUUUAAUCAGAGUGGCGGAAUGGCUACGGGCUUUAAUGAAGACAAUCCUUACGACAAGCCGCUGUUUGCCGCGCAGGACGCGAUAAGCAGUAUAUAUCGGCCGCGCGCACAAGGUGACGAUGAAGACACAGAGGAGGCCGCAGCUGGCGAAAUGAGCCGGAUCCAGAAGACUGGUCGGUUUGAAGUUCUUGGUCGAGCCAAGGAAGGGUUUCGAGGGGCCGCCGAUGCAGAGGUAAGAUACUCUUACGGGAAUCUGUUAGGGUAUCACUAUUGUCACUCUACUAAUUUACUUUCCAGGAUCGUGACGGCCCUGUGGAGUUUGAAAAAGAUACGGCGGAUCCAUUUGGAAUCGACAGUAUGAUUGCCGAUGUUACUAGCGGACCAUCAGGCGCCGGCCAGAAGCGAUAUGGCAUUCAGGAAGGCGACCAAGAGGCAGGGCGGGGAUCUAAACGUGCGAGAGUUGACGAUGAGGAUUAGCCAUGCAUAUACGUACUGUCUUACUGAAAAUUUGCCCCCUUGCAUUGCUGGCGUUCACCCGUUGCCUUUGUGUUCUUGUAGGAUAGGUAGAACAAAUAGUCACUUACUCCAAAAGUUCAAUCCUUCCCAAGACAAUUCUAUUUCAAACAGCUGGAAUGCUCUGCCGUAUCGAAUGACUCGAGGGGUCAUAGCCAUCGACAUUCCACCUACAGCAGGUUAUUCAGACGAGAAAGGCCUGAGCGCUCUAUCUAUAAGCACGACUG
This is a messenger RNA of Talaromyces proteolyticus, 2127 nucleotides long. Its product is annotated as SKIP/SNW domain-containing protein. NCBI's taxonomy places the organism in Eukaryota, Fungi, Ascomycota, Eurotiomycetes, Eurotiales, Trichocomaceae. The record is from RefSeq and is a predicted model, not a curated record. Gene Ontology annotation, cellular component: spliceosomal complex. The transcript is spliced from 2 exons. Gene Ontology annotation, biological process: mRNA splicing, via spliceosome. The coding region runs from base 48 to 1748 and encodes 566 amino acids.